AUGGCUUCUUUUGCAAACCGUGAUCUUUGUGUUUCAAGUUCAAGUCCCCCUGCACCUCCUCAACGCCUUGUAAUCAAUAUACCUCCACCUACAUCGAGUCGGAGAAAUUUGGUAGUGACACGACCCCGGAGCGAAACCCCAAGCUCCAGCUCGGAGUCAGAAGAAUGCAGCUCCGACGAAACUCAUCAGUCAAGAAAAAUUUCACCAAAGAAGAACAAGCAAGCAAGAAGGAUGAGGGUUGACUCGGUUGAGACAGAAGGUUUUGAGUCAUCGGACUCAGACAAUGCCAUGCUGUCUGUUCCUACACGUGGGAAGGGCAAGUCCUUCGAUCCACCACCUGCAAAAGGAUCCAUGGAAGAUGAUACAGUGCCUUUGGGUCUCACAUUCAUUCCUGAAGGUAUCAAGUUAGGUCAACUCUCCAGGUUGAGCACAAAAAAUCAACGGCAAAUUGGUGCAACCGCUCUCCGACAUCCUCAUAACUUCCUCGAUAGAUGUGCAGUGGAAGCUGGAACAUCCCAAACACUGAAAGAUAGUAUUCCGAAAGUCAGUCGACUGGCUCUCGGACAAAAACCUAAGCCUGCUGUCCGGCAUGUAAAUGCACGAGUAAUUGCAGAUCCUCAAGAUGAACCAUUUUGUGAAGAAACAUAUACUGAGCCAUAUGGCCACUUCAAUACAGGCCCUACAACAAGUCAAGAAAUACAACAGUCAGCUUCAGAAGAUUGUGCACCGGAGAAUACCGAAGUAAUGUCGACUUGCAGUGCAUCUCUUCACUCCUCCUCGGUUAAGAAGGAUAUUCAAGACUGGCUCCAAGCCAACUCCCAUCUAUCGUGUCAUGUAUUGACUUCGCCGGGAAUGGAAAUGAGUGACCUAGCCGAGCUACACCCUUGUUUUAAACAGACAUAUACUAUGUCUAGUUUCUCAGAAUCUGACAUCAUAUUUGUGCAUAAAUCACAACUUCGAGAAUUAAGCCUUCACUCUGGUCUCCUUCGGGUAAAGGAGCUCAAGCCAGUAUUCAUCCUCUUUGAGGCAGACUCCUCACAUAAAAUAUGGAAUGUGGAUGAAGUAUACCCAUUUGGUGGAAUUAUAACAUUUACUGCCAAAGCGUUGACAAGUAACGUUGAUUUUUUAAUGCAAAAAAUACAUGAGGUCGCAGUGCACCCUCUUUGGGAGGUAUAUAUUGUCCCGUCUGUGCUCGGAUUGGCAAUUAAAAGUUAUUAUGGAGACAUCAGGAUAUGGGAAAGCCUAGAUGAUAAUUUUGCAUUUGCUGAGCUGCUGAACAUGCUCGACGAAGGAGUAUUGCGUUUAACAAGUGACCCCACAGCCUCGAAUGAUCGCUGGAAUCUUCAACAACAAGAGCUUCGCAUCCUCAAUCAUAAAGAAAUAGUCAAAUUCUGUGUAGGUUCCGCUCCUGCAAGAGCUUUCGAACAGGACUCUGUGUUAGAGGUCAACAAAGAAGUUGCCGAUGUACUUCAAACAUUACAGAUUCAGCCAAGGUUCUACAAGCGGUAUCGUCGAUUUGUUGUGCUUAGUGAAGGUUUUGAGAAGAUUCCUGAUGAGGGGGUGAGUGUGUAA
This is a messenger RNA of Lentinula edodes (shiitake mushroom), 1572 nucleotides long. RefSeq lists its product as uncharacterized. The transcript has 8 exons. The record is from RefSeq and is a predicted model, not a curated record. The coding region runs from base 1 to 1572 and encodes 523 amino acids. Lineage: Eukaryota; Fungi; Basidiomycota; Agaricomycetes; Agaricales; Omphalotaceae.